This is a messenger RNA of Entelurus aequoreus (snake pipefish), 4069 nucleotides long. RefSeq lists its product as uncharacterized. Lineage: Eukaryota; Metazoa; Chordata; Actinopteri; Syngnathiformes; Syngnathidae. Bases 386 to 1702 code for a protein of 438 amino acids. Gene Ontology annotation, biological process: spermatogenesis; meiotic DNA double-strand break processing involved in reciprocal meiotic recombination; homologous chromosome pairing at meiosis. The record is from RefSeq and is a predicted model, not a curated record. The transcript has 14 exons. Gene Ontology annotation, cellular component: central element.
UCCAGAAUAGCACCGAAGCCCCGCCCCUCACUUAAAAUACGCCACACAAAACUCCCGUAAGCGCGACUAAAACGUCAAAUUCGUAAUUAUAUAUUACAUAAAGCUUAUCAAUUAAAAAAAUAUAUUUUAAUUGAUAAGCAUUUUAUACAGAAUUGAGAGGUUAUUCAUGAUCUGGUGUAUUCACUGGCAUGAACUAAGAUAACAUAUAUGGUAGUUGUGUAAAAGCUUACAUUAAAAAUAAAUGUUGGUUUGAGAAUCAAUAUGUUGGUUGAGCGCCACAAAUCAGCAAAUUGAAGCUAAAAAAUAAGCGAGGACAACUAAAGCUAAUGCUAAAGCUAACUGUAACAACUAAAGCUAAUGCUAACGUUAAAGCUAACUAACUGAAAUGGCGUUCAAUAUUUCACCAAAUUUAGACAGUCUUCUCUGCCAGUUGGUUGUUGAAUUUCGUGAGCUUUCUGCGAAGAAGAAACAAAUCGACCAACAAAUUGAAGUUUAUAGAGCUGACGUUGCAGAAAGGAGGACUUAUAUUGAAAAAACGCGCAGAAAUAUAGAUCAAGUGGAUGAGGAAAUUGGAUUGAAACGGAACACUCUGAAACACAACAGGGAAGUUGCAAAAAGCAUGAAGGCGACUCAGGGCUUGCUGCUUCAGUAUGAGCGGACUCUGAGAGCAGAACUGGAGAGCAUUAAAGUCAAUUACAGCAAUGACAAGGACGUGUACACAGACAAAAUUGUAAGCUACAGGCAGCUGUUUCAGGCUCAUAAAAAGCCAUUUGCCCAAAAGCUGCAGGCUUACUAUGAUGACAUGGACAAUCACAUUAACAUGGAAGGAGGCCAUCACCUAGAGACUGUUGCCCAGUCAUCUUCUUCAGAGCAAUCAGCUGACAGUGACCCUCAGCAGCUGCACACCAACGACCCAGCCAUAGAAACGCAGCCUUCAUUUGUGGAAGAUUCUAUUACUGCCAUCACUUCUGUCAUUCUUGACGAGAAAAAGAGAUGGCAGAGUGGUCCAGAAGCUGCAGCAGAUGGGACUACUGAAGACAUGAGUGCAGAAAGUGAGGUUCAGAAAUGCAGUGCUGAUAAAACAAGAGGCAAUAAGCAAAGUGUGAAGUUAAAUCCACAAACAGAGAAGCAACAUGAGAUGCACAGUGAGGAAGAAGAGGACCAAGAAAUUGUGGCAGCAACAGUAUCAGAGAUAGAGGAGGCAGCAGAGGAAGACAUGGAAGAAAGAGCAGCAGAGCAAGAGCAAACACUGUGCCACGUGAAUAAUGAAGAGCAAGUGGCUCUUCCUCCAUUACCGUGUGAGGUUGCUCACCCUCAGUAUUCCUCUACUCCAAACGACAGUGUGCCUGUAACUCCGUCAUUCCACUUUAACUUUAGCCCAGCUUGUUCCCCAAUUCAGGAAACGUCCGACAACAAAUCUCCAGCUUUCAACUUCUCUCUGACCUCCAAUCCCUGCACCCCAGGCUUCUCCGGUUUUGGGUUUGAUGUGGUCUCCUCUAACGAUGAGGAUGGAGCUUUUCCAUUUGGAAGCUCUUUUUUCAGCGAGAAGAAAAACAUGGAGGAGCCAAAGUCAGGUGGCCUGGACUUCCUGUUCAACCAAGCAGAGCAAAGUGAGGACUUCCAGUUCGCCUUCUCCUCCAAGAGCCCCUCGGCUAACAAGGAGAAGACCACAGAUGAGUUUCCCUUUUCAUUCAACUUUUAAAGAGUGUUGUAAGUUUGCUUACAAAGUUUAGAGCAGUGUUCAGAAAUGAUUUAAAAAAAAAAAAAGAGUUUAUUGUAAAAUAUCACUUUUGUGGUUCUGUGAAGUGGUAGCGGUUUGCUUUUCACCAUUUAUAAACACAUUUCUUUCCAUGAUGAGAAUAUUUCAACACUGUUGCGUCACCUUUUUAAUGAAGCCAUCUGUUUGCACGUUUUAAAUAUGUAAUUAAAUGCAUGGUUAUAUCCUCUAAUCUGUUUGAUUAACUACUUACGAAGAUCAGCGUUCAGUCUCACAGCGUGUAAAUAUUUAAGUACACAACAUCUUAAAUUAACAACAUUUUAGUGUAAAAUGAAUGGACCCUUUUAGGAUGAGGAUGUUACAACAUGGAUAAACAGCAUUAUUACACUUUUGCCUCUUAUUCAUUAUUGAUUCAGUAAUUUAAAACACAUUUUAACACUACUGCAUUCAUGUUUUUUUUUACAAUGAAAUUCAAUGCACUUUAACAUCAAGAAUACAGUGAAACCUCUAAAUUCAAAUGCUGUGAACGUUUUCUGUAAAAAGUCACCAUUAUCUACUGGUCGAACCACCUUUAUAAGACUUUUUCAUGGUUUUGUGAUGCUGCCGCGGAAAGAUACAAGUGAUGGAAAAGAGGAAAAAGUGUGAUGACAACCAUAGAACUCACUGCUAUGUAGCGGCCGCGUAAUUUUGAAAGUGGUGCAUGUGUCUUUCUUCUAUGUACAAUAUGUAUAUUUUUUUACAAGUUAUUUCAAAAGCAGUUGACUUAUUUUAUACAUUUAAGACAGUGAAGAAUGUUAAAAUGUUACUUGAAGAUUUGUUCGUAUAGUAAAAGGCUUUCUGAUUUGACUCUGCAAACAGACUAAUUCAGUUAUAUAUAUUCUAAAUGGUAAAUGGGUUAUACAUUGCGCUUGUUUAAGGUACUUAACGCUAUUUCCCAAAAAUGUGUUUGAAAUAAAACUGGUGCUAAAAAGGUACCUUGUUAACCUGCAGUUUCUGAGAUGUAGGGUAGGCUUAUCUGUCUUGUUUUUUUUGUCACGUCACAUAUCAAAAGUUAAAGUUAAAGAAGUUAAAGUACUCAUGAUUGUCAAACACACACACUAGGUGUGGCGAAAUUAUUCUCUGCAUUUGACCCAUCACCCUUGAUCACACCCUGGGAGGUGAGUGGAGCAGUGAGCAGCAGCAGCGGCCGCGCCCGGGAAUCAUUUUUGGUGAUUAAACCCCCAAUUCCAACCCUUGAUGCUGAGUGUCAAGCAGGGAGGUAAUGGGUCUUAUUUUUAUAGUCUUUGGUAUGACUCGGCCGGGGUUUGAACUCACGACCUACUGAUCUCAGGGCGGACACUCUAACCAUUAGGCCACUGAGCAGGUCAAUCAAGCAAAACCCUUAGGAUCGCAGCCUAUCUGACAGAGCCUUGUGAUUAGCACAGCAGCGAUAGGGGUGUGUCAUUGUCAUAGAAGGGACAGGUGAAUAAACGGGUGCUCUACUGCUGAAUGUGUGCACUGCGGACUGAAAAUUGUUUUCUUCCCCCAUGUAUCUGUUCACUACAGUGUGUUCUAUCAAUAUUAAUGUGUCUUUUAAAUUUGUGGAAAAGUUGUGGGGGAAAUAUAAAAAACUGCUUUUUAAAGUCCAAUCAACCAAAAAAGUCACAACCCCUCCUGCAGUACCUCGGUGUACCCCCUAGGGGUCCAAGACCCCCUGUUGAAGAUCUCUGCUUUAAGGGUUCUGCUGUAAUCAAACCUGUGUUGUACUGAAGGCCUCAUUAAAUAAACAAUAGCAGUAGUCCAUUACAAAAAACAGUGAGCACAGACUGAAUCCGACUAGCCAAUGUAGCUGAUAAAAAAAAAAAAAAGCAGGCAUGUAAAAACUUAAAGUUUUAAAAGUGCUUAGUGCAAUGUGGGAGCACCUAGAAGCCAGAGUCAAUGCUGAUAGAGCGACGUGUCACAUGCUCGAUCUCUCCUGGCACAUAUUCGCAGAAGCUGGUUUGGUAUUUUGCCAACAUCUUCAGCAUGGGCCGCAGGUUGAACCACCACUGGACUUUGGGCAUCCGGUGCCUGCAAGACAACAUCCCAUCAUUUCAUGACUCAAGAUUAACAACUGUGUGCUGCGACCAUUCCUCCUGGCGUGUGCUUACUCAAAGUCGGUGGCGUCCUUGAGUGUAGUGACGGGGCUAAAUGCUACAACCUUCCUGUUGAGGCCGAGGACGCACGCGGAGUCUGGCGAGUUGGCAAAGACGCGACCUGAGGAUUUGACACAGUGGAGUCAUGAAUGUCACUUUGUUGAAGGAAGAUCCAGCAUUUGUUUAUUUUCAAAUUAAAGUGAUAUUACAUUCAAAAUGGAGGAAGAUUUUGAAUAUU